CCUUGGCCAGGCCCUGCCUCCUUGCUUUCAGGGAGCCCUUUGUCGGCGGCUGCGGCCAUGCUGUGCCCAUAGCCCCCCGUUUUGUCUUUGCCUGCCAUCAUGCGGUUGGUCUAUGGGGCACUGGUGCUGAGCUCGAUGUUCCUGCGGGAGGACCUGCGUGGGGACCGGGAGCAAAGAGUGUCCCCCCCGUUACACAGCUCACCAGACAAGUGCAUCCAGUUCCAGAACACCUUCGGCUUCCCAGAGGUCUUCUGCUGGGCCUCCUCCCAGUAUCCAUGGGCCCUGCGCCUGGCUGGAGUGGCCGCUCUCCUCCUCUGGGUGUGGGCUCAGGCCUGGAACAAAGGAGCCCCGCCAAAGCCAAAGCCUGAGACACAGAGAGAACUGGACUUCCAAAUCCCACAGAAAAGAGGCUCUCUGUGUAUCUGUGGGGAACCACUAAUUUCCAGAUUUGAAAGAUUUGAGCCACUUCACAGGAGAUGGGGCUCUUCUUCAGUGGUCUGUCGCAUCUCCGGAGUCGACAAAUCAGAUUAUUACAGAAGGAAAUAUCCUCCCGUCAUUCCGAAGAUCCUCUCUUCGUCUUCUUCUUCCUCCUCAUCCUCCUCUUCAAUCCAAUUAAAACAUCUGGCGGUUCAGUCCAGUUGUGGACUAUUUCAGACGGUGACCACAGAGGAGUCUUCAUGGAUGGUCUCCGAUUCCUUGGAAGAGCCAGAAAGCAAAACGUUUGAUCCGUCCUCUGAAGUAGAUGAUCCCAAAUCACAUAAAAUUGAGCAGAAAGACUCCCCUGUAUAUCAUAGAUGCCCUGACGUGAAAAAGUCUGAGCCCCAAAUAACAGAAUGCUCAGAAAUACAUGAAAGGCCAGAGAAACGCCUUCCUGAGAAACGCCUUCCUGAGAAACACUUUCCCGAGAAACACUUUCCCGAGAAACGCCUUCCCGAGAAACACCUUCCUGAGAAAUGCCUUCACGAGAAACACCUUCCUGAGAAACACCUUCCUGAGAAACGCCUUCCUGAGCAACAUGUGCCUUCGUUUGCACAAAUCAAUUUUGUCCAGAGCUCGGCAUUUAAAAAAGACGAUGAGGUCUUUUUGGUGGAGAAAUCUCUUCAAAUCUGCAUGGUGCCCCCAGAUGGGGACAACCCCCCAAUCUUAAUUGAGGGAGAAGGAGGCGAUAAACCCAAUGUGCUGGCUUUGCUAGGCCGAAUAGUGAACCUUGAAGAGGAUUUGAAAGUGGAGAAACCUCCGACGCCGAAGGCCCUUCCGCGAACUGAACGUUUUGGGUGGAAUGUAGCCGUCCGCACCUCUUCGGCUGUGUCUGAUUUUGACCCAAACGUAUUAAUUGUGGACAAAAUGGGGGCAGGAAUUCUGGGUCUCCUGGAGUUUCAUGUCAAAAAGAAAAUGGUGCAGCAUCACUGUGGAGCACCCACAGUCGUGGUGCGAUCACUGCAGCAUUUCCAGUCUCUGGAGGACUUCAGCCCAAUGGCGCGGUCAGCAAAGGGGUUAACUCCCAUCUGCGCCAGGAGUCCGGCCAGCCUUGUUUUGGCACACAGAAAUGUCAAGCCGAUCUAUGCCAAACCUCGGCAGAAACCCCUCAAAGAAAGGGAACGUUAUGUCUUGCAUCGGGCAGCAGAACCGAGGAGAGUCACCUCUUUCAAGAAGAAGCCCAGGGUUGUGAUGCCAUCAUCUCAAGGUCCGAGGGAGAGGUACGUCCUCCUCUCAAUGCAGCCAGACGAACUCAAGCGGAUUGUGUUUCACCUCACGGUGAAAAUGCUCGAAAUCAAGAGGGGGGCCUUCCCCAAAAUCGUGGAGAACUCCUUCCGCACCUUCAGCCGCUUCUCCUGCCGCCCGCUGCCCAAGACCAUCCGCCUGGGAAACAAGGUCCCCCGGGCGAAGAAGCCUACCCUGCCUUUCAUCCCCGAAGAGAUCAUGUGCCUCCUUGACCUCAACAUCAAGCACAAGUACUUGGUCUAUGCGUGGAGGCUCCCCACACCCUUCAAAGAGGCCAGCGGCGCCUCCCCACGCCCUUCAAAGAGGCCAGCGGCACCUAAGACCCCUGCCUUAGCUGACAAAGAGGUAGUGCAGGCUCAGCUUUCGGGGCAAAUCCUUGCGCCCCCAUCGUCACAAAUGCCACUUGGUGUUCCGCCUUGUCCUUCGUUGGUGCUUGCUGAAGAAUUCCCAGAAAGACUUGCCCAACCUCUGGAAGAGGACAUGAAAGAGGGACGUCUGGAGAUGAUGCAAGAAGAGCAUUUGGAGAAAAUGUAUAAGGACCAAGGAGUGCAAACGCAAGAAGAACACCCAGAGGAAAUAAAAGAGGGACGUCUGGAGAUGAUGCAAGAGGAGCAUUUGGAGAAAAUGUAUAAGGACCAUGGACAGCAAACGCAAGAAGAACACCCAGAGGAAAUGAAAGAGGGACAUCUGGAGAUGAUGCAAGAGGAGCAUUUGGAGAAAAUGUAUAAGGACCAAGGAGUGAAAACGCAAGAAGAACACCCAGAGGAAAUGAAAGAGGGACAUCUGGAGAUGAUGCAAGAGGAGCAUUUGGAGAAAAUGUAUAAGGACCAUGGACAGCAAACGCAAGAAGAACACCCAGAGGAAAUAAAAGAGGGACGUCUGGAGAUGAUGCAAGAGGAGCAUUUGGAGAAAAUGUAUAAGGACCAUGGACAGCAAACGCAAGAAGAACACCCAGAGAAAAUGAAAGAGGGACAUCUGGAAAUGAUGCAAGAGGAGCAUUUGGAGAAAAUGUAUAAGGACCAUGGAGAGCAAACGCAAGAAGAACACCCAGAGAAAAUGAAAGAGGGACGUCUGGAGAUGAUACAAGAGGAGCAUUUGGAGAAAAUGUAUAAGGACCAUGGACAGCAAACGCAAGAAGAACACCCAGAGGAAAUAAAAGAGGGACGUCUGGAGAUGAUGCAAGAGGAGCAUUUGGAGAAAAUGUAUAAGGACCAUGGACAGCAAACGCAAGAAGAACACCCAGAGGAAAUGAAAGAGGGACGUCUGGAGAUGAUGCAAGAGGAGCAUUUGGAGAAAAUGUAUAAGGACCAUGGACAGCAAACGCAAGAAGAACACCCAGAGGAAAUGAAAGAGGGACGUCUGGAGAUGAUGCAAGAGGAGCAUUUGGAGAAAAUGUAUAAGGACCAUGGAGAGCAAACGCAAGAAGAACACCCAGAGGAAAUGAAAGAGGGACGUCUGGAGAUGAUACAAGAGGAGCAUUUGGAGAAAAUGUAUAAGGACCAUGGAGAGCAAACGCAAGAAGAACACCCAGAGGAAAUGAAAGAGGGACGUCUGGAGAUGAUGCAAGAGGAGCAUUUGGAGAAAAUGUAUAAGGACCAUGGAGAGCAAACGCAAGAAGAACACCCAGAGGAAAUGAAAGAGGGACAUCUGGAGAUGAUGCAAGAGGAGCAUUUGGAGAAAAUGUAUAAGGACCAAGGAGUGCAAACGCAAGAAGAACACCCAGAGGAAAUGAAAGAGGGACGUCUGGAGAUGAUGCAAGAGGAGCAUUUGGAGAAAAUGUAUAAGGACCAAGGAGUGAAAACGCAAGAAGAACACCCAGAGGAAAUGAAAGAGGGACAUCUGGAGAUGAUGCAAGAGGAGCAUUUGGAGAAAAUGUAUAAGGACCAAGGAGUGAAAACGCAAGAAGAACACCCAGAGGAAAUGAAAGAGGGACAUCUGGAGAUGAUGCAAGAGGAGCAUUUGGAGAAAAUGUAUAAGGACCAAGGAGUGAAAACGCAAGAAGAACACCCAGAGGAAAUGAAAGAGGGACAUCUGGAGAUGAUGCAAGAGGAGCAUUUGGAGAAAAUGUAUAAGGACCAAGGAGUGAAAACGCAAGAAGAACACCCAGAGGAAAUGAAAGAGGGACGUCUGGAGAUGAUGCAAGAGGAGCAUUUGGAGAAAAUGUAUAAGGACCAAGGAGUGAAAACGCAAGAAGAACACCCAGAGGAAAUGAAAGAGGGACAUCUGGAGAUGAUGCAAGAGGGACUCCCUGAAAAAACGGAAGAGCAACAUCCAGAGAAGAUGCAAGAGGCUGGAGGCCAGGAGCCCAAGGAGGAUCUCCUGCCUUCCUCUGUGGAGAGUCCAAAGCCUCCUGCAGAAGUGACCGAACAUGAAGAAAGGUCAAGGAUGGAGCCAGAAGGACACUUGACUAGCACUGUCCUCCCACCGAUGGUGGCCAGAGAGGCCCUGCCUGGAGUGGAUGAUGAGCAAAUGAUGGGGAAGGAAGAAGCUACAAUGUCCCUGAAACAGAUGGAGCCUAGAAGGUCCGAGGAGGUGCCUCUGCCGCUUCCCUUUGUCCAAAAAGGUCGAAAUAGGGAGGGAUCCAGGACCAAAGGGAACGAAGGACCUCUAGAGCAGCCAGAGAGGACACCGUCCCACAAGGCUGUCCUCAGGCCUGGGACGGAGGAAGCGCCCAAGCGUCCGAAGGAGGCCUCCACCAUGAGGGCCAGCCUCAUGCUGCAGCUGGACCUGGCCAAGGAGAAGCUCAACCUGCACCUCCAGAAGAAGAUGGACGCCAAGCUGCAACCGACGCAAGGGGCCAGGCUGGACCUCGACAUGAGGCUCGAAGGAAGGAACAAAAGCCAUCGCCGCCGCCACCCUCACCGCAGCGACCGCCCGGCCUCUCGCUCCGAGUCCCAACCCCACCGGCCCUUCUGCUACGUCUGCAUGCCUCUGGACGACAGCGGCUCAGCCGUCAAGACCGUCCGCUGGAUGCUUCCCAGUUGGAUUCAGGAGAUGAACGGCCACCGGGUGCCACUCGUGGCCCGCUUCGAGAGAAAGUCCGCCAGGAGCCAAUGAAGUGAAUGGGGAGUGAUGGUGCCUUGCUAGCAGCGGGAAGGGAGCUCUCUUUGGUAUAGACAUCAGUCCUGCAAGAAUCCAGAAUAACAGAAAGAAAGGGAUUGAGGAAUGAAACAAAA
Molecule: messenger RNA, 4898 nt
Organism: Anolis carolinensis (green anole)
Lineage: Eukaryota; Metazoa; Chordata; Lepidosauria; Squamata; Anolidae
Product: trichohyalin-like
Exons: 4
Coding region: 100-4779 (1559 amino acids)
Biological process (GO): positive regulation of protein ubiquitination; negative regulation of apoptotic process; regulation of cell cycle
Cellular component (GO): cytoplasm; nucleus
Molecular function (GO): ubiquitin protein ligase activity; cysteine-type endopeptidase inhibitor activity involved in apoptotic process
Source: RefSeq, a predicted model, not a curated record